UGAUUCUGAUCCCAUUUACAGACUCGUCCCAAAAUUUCCAAUUUCUCCUUUCUCUCCCCUCUGUUCUUCCCCCUUUUACAGACCCUUUCCUUCUCUACUUCAUAUCUCCUUUUCAACCUGUUUUCAUUUCUUUAUUCUCAUAAAUCUGUCAUCUUUCUCGUAUAAAGUGCUUCACCCAUGACCUGAGAAGACUUCUUAACAAUGGGAAAGUACACAAGGAAGUCCAAGUCUACAAGUGAGGUCGCUAUAAUGGACGUCGCACACUCAUCUCUCGGUGUUUGGACUCGAGCUAAAAAGUUAGCUCUUCAACGCCUUCAGAAAUCUUCUUCUGUUACUUCUGCAACAACAACGACGGCUGCUGCGUCUGUUGGAAGAUCGUAUUUGCAGCUCAGAAGUCGGAGACUUGAAAAACCCCCAAUUCUCGUUGGUGAUUCGAAGAGACAAAAACAUAUUCUUAAAGAUGCAUGUCUAUCGAAUCCUAACCCUAGCACUGAACCCAACAAUUCCACCACGAAUUCACCUGAUUCUUUGAAGGAAAUCCAGCCGGAGAUUCAGAAAUCGGAUGCCAGAGAUGAUUUAGGGUUUGAAGCUUGUUUUGGUGAAAACGUGAUGGAAUCUGAAAGCUGCUGUGAUAGAAGUGAAAGGGAAAGCACUCCAUGCAGUUUGAUUAGAGAUACUGAGAACAUAAAAAGGACCCAUUGUUCUACUGAUGUGAGAUUGCAGGAUAACAACAACACCCGAAUGCAAAAUAUCCCAACCGCGAAUGAAAUGGAGGAGCUCUUUGCUGGACCCGAACAACAUCAACAAAGCGAAUUCAUUGAAAAGUACAACUUUGACCCUGUGAAUGAGAAGCCUCUUCCAGGACGUUAUGAAUGGGAGAAAUUGAAUCUGUAGAGAUAAAACCAUGGUGGUGGUGGUAAUUUCCAUUUCCCAUCACCUUUUUAUGUAAAGAAAGCAUGGCUUGUAACAUUAGAGAGAUCUUGUGACCCACAAAAAGAGCAAGCACUAGAAGGUAAUUAUGGCUUAGUUGUGUUAGCUGGACAAGUCUUUGUUUCUAGGAGUUAUUAGAUUUUAUUUUCUCUUAGUCUCAAUUGUCAAUACUUUAAUGCAACUUUGUAAGAAAUCCUGAAAUAAACACGACCCAUUUUCUCCUCUU
Molecule: messenger RNA, 1156 nt
Organism: Impatiens glandulifera
Lineage: Eukaryota; Viridiplantae; Streptophyta; Magnoliopsida; Ericales; Balsaminaceae
Product: cyclin-dependent kinase inhibitor 5-like
Exons: 3
Coding region: 202-894 (230 amino acids)
Biological process (GO): negative regulation of cyclin-dependent protein serine/threonine kinase activity
Cellular component (GO): nucleus
Molecular function (GO): cyclin-dependent protein serine/threonine kinase inhibitor activity
Source: RefSeq, a predicted model, not a curated record